Molecule: messenger RNA, 1727 nt
Organism: Lipotes vexillifer (Yangtze River dolphin)
Lineage: Eukaryota; Metazoa; Chordata; Mammalia; Artiodactyla; Lipotidae
Gene: SLC25A27
Product: solute carrier family 25 member 27
Exons: 9
Coding region: 200-1171 (323 amino acids)
Source: RefSeq, a predicted model, not a curated record
CCACUAGGCUGCUGAAGCCGGAGGCUGCUAGGGAGAGGGUGCAGGUUCGGUGGGCCCAUCUGGCGGAGCCGAGCAAGGGAAAUGGUCCCCGCCCCGCCGCUCGCCGGUUGAGGAGGAGCCGCUCUGGCCAGGUGGCAGGCCAGCCGCGGCGCGGGGCGCGGGCCAGAAGGGGCGUAUCGUCCUCCCGUGCUGCUGCUGAAUGUCGACUCCGGAGGAUGAGGAGAGGCUCUCGCCCCUCGCCCAGAGAUGGCCCCGCGCGAGCAAGUUCCUCCUGUCGGGCUGCGCGGCCACCGUGGCCGAGCUAGCAACCUUUCCCCUCGAUCUCACAAAAACUCGACUCCAGAUACAAGGAGAAGCUGCCCUUGCUCGGUUGGGAGACGGUGCAAGAGAGUCUGCUCCCUAUAGGGGCAUGGUGCGCACGGCCCUGGGGAUUGUCCAAGAGGAAGGCUUUCUAAAGCUCUGGCAAGGAGUGACACCUGCCAUUUACAGACACAUAGUGUACUCUGGAGGUCGAAUGGUCACUUACGAACAUCUCCGUGAAGUUGUGUUUGGCAAAAGUGAAGAUAAGCAUUAUCCCCUUUGGAAAUCAGUGAUUGGAGGGAUGAUGGCUGGUGUGGUUGGCCAAUUUUUAGCCAACCCAACUGACCUAGUGAAGGUUCAGAUGCAAAUGGAAGGAAAAAGGAAACUUGAAGGAAAACCACUGCGAUUUCGUGGUGUGCAUCAUGCAUUUGCAAAAAUCUUAGCUGAAGGAGGAAUACGUGGGCUUUGGGCAGGCUGGGUACCCAAUAUACAAAGAGCAGCGCUGGUGAAUAUGGGAGAUUUAACCACUUACGAUACAGUGAAACACUACUUGGUUUUGAAUACACCACUGGAGGACAAUAUCAUGACUCAUGGCUUAUCAAGUUUAUGUUCUGGACUGGUAGCUUCUAUUCUGGGAACACCCGCUGAUGUCAUCAAAAGCCGAAUAAUGAAUCAACCGCGAGAUAAACAAGGAAGGGGCCUUCUGUAUAAAUCAUCAACUGACUGCUUGAUUCAGGCUGUUCAAGGAGAAGGAUUCAUGAGUCUCUAUAAAGGCUUUUUACCCUCUUGGCUGCGAAUGACCCCUUGGUCACUGGUGUUCUGGCUUACUUAUGAAAAAAUCAGAGAGAUGAGUGGAGUCAGUCCAUUUUAAGCCCUUAAAGAUGCAGCCCUUAAAGAUACAGUGUUCAUUAUCAUUGAAAUGCGGGCAUCUGCAACAUACACCCCCUAUUAUUUCUACCUCUUUAGGACGACACCUUACUCCACAGAGACUGUGAUUUAUAGGGGGCAGCACUUUAUUUUUAUCUGGAAACCCAAGUUCUCUUUGACUCCUCUUUUUGUUCGAAAGCAAUCUGAUUGGAUCACACAAGGCCUCCCAAUGAGACCCAGCCCAGUGUUUUCCAAGGAAGAGUCAAAUCCUGACCACUUACCUUGAGCAAGAAGAUUCGACCUUCGAGAUGCUAUUCUAUGCUGAAGAGCUUGCUUAGAGGAGGAAAUGCCGGAAGGGAGACAGCAUCUUAGACCUGAAGCAGACAACAGUAAUGUGGAAAAAUACAUACGUACAUAAUGACCACGGAACAUAUUUAACCUGUCAUGUCAGUAUUUACGACUGAAAUUUGAUAAUUCACUUUUCUGUUGCCGUUAAAGUGUGCAUACUUUAAAUUAAAGGGAGGUGAAUGAAUAAACAUUUUGAGAUUUCCCUAGUGUUG